This is a messenger RNA of Didymodactylos carnosus, 765 nucleotides long. Lineage: Eukaryota; Metazoa; Rotifera; Eurotatoria; Philodinida; Philodinidae. The record is from the annotation of a GenBank genome assembly.
AUGUAUCAACCACAUAGACAAUUAACCGCUGUUGGUCAGUACUGUUAUAAAGGACGAAUAGAAGAACAAUCGAUUAAUCUUAUGGUAGCAGAAAAUCCUCGUUCGUGUUUAAAUCAUGCAUAUUUGAUUGAUUCUGUACAUGGUGUCACGUUACAAAAACGUCAAUGUAUUCACUUUGACGCAAAGAAUAUCGAAACCAACCCCGGUGAAUAUCCAAAAUUAUUUAAAUUUGAAGAAAUUCGAGUUUAUAAUGAAUUAGUAAGAUCCUCAAAUGAUAUAAAGGCAACAAUUAUUAGUAAAAUUAUUUUUCAUUUUCAUCGACAAUCGUUUAUUGAUUAUAUUAAUGAGAGAAGACGAUUAAAUGAAAGAAAAAAACAAAAUAAAACUGAUUUUAAUAUUUAUUUAAAAACGCCUAAUGAACUCGUAAUUAUAUUGAAAAAUGCAUCUAAAGUAGGUUAUCAUCCUUGUAAAGGGUAUAUUACCGAGCAAUAUAAUAAAAGUGAACAAAAUAAACAAGAAAUUAUUGGAACACAAGCUCAGUUGAUAUAUAUUAGAGAAUUAAGAACAGCAACAGUUUACAAAAUAUGUUUGUCAUGUUUAAUUUCAUUGAAUGUUUACGAAGAAGAGCAAUGCAAAUUCACAAAAACACUGAAUAAAUCAACAUCUGUAAAAGUUGCCGUUGUUACGACUAUUGACAGAUUAACUGAGACCACUUCUUCUUUCACACCGAAAAAGAUGAUGUUAACAACGGUUAAAACAGUUUGA